AUUUGCGCUGAAUGUUCUGUGACCCUUGGUCUUUGAUCAUAGACUACCUAAUCAUUUGUGUUCUGUGAUUGGGAGUGUAAAUUUUGAAAUAAUUUUUGAGGUUAUAGCAAAUAGACAAGUUCUCUGUUAAAAGUUUUGAAAUGGCCGAGGAAGAACUUCUCGAUAAAAUUUUGUUUGGCGGUUCCACAUCAUUCUUGAAGAGUUUGGAGGAAGCUGAAGAACAUGUUGAUUCACACAAAGAUUCAGGAAUUGGUGAGACCGAUAGUGAAACAAAUUGUGUACAAGCAUGGACAGAUGAAGAUAGUGAAAUAACUGUUGGACGAGCUUUAAAUGCUCAAAAAAGGAAAUUACCAGAAGGUGGAAUCAAUGACAGAUCUAAUAAGUAUAUGAAAUUACUUCAACAUAAAUUCGAGUCAAUACAUUCACGUCCUAAAUGGGCGAGGUUAAACAAACCGGAAGAGGAUUCCGAUGAAGAUGAUGAAAUUUUACAAACUUGUGGUUUUACUAAAAAGCAACGGUCUCUCCAUUUGCCUCCAUCUGUUCUGGAAUAUAAAGAAAUAAGACAUUUAAAUUGUGAAACGUACAAUGAAGGUCCUUACAUCAACUCAAUUGAAUUUUUACAUGAAUCAACUGUAGCACUCGUUGCAGGGCAGAGUGGAAUUGCUACACUUUAUGCAGUCAGUGGAAAGAAGAAUAUUAAGUUGCACAGUAUAAAUUUUCAAAAUUUUCCUAUAUUUUGUGCUAAGAUAGUUGAGAAUAAGCAUGAAGUGAUUUUUGGAUCUAGGCAUCCAUACAUUCAUUGUUUUGAUCUCAUGGCUGCAAAAUCCACAAAAUUUCGUUUACCUCCUGGAUUAACAACAUGUAAAAAGUUCACCAUUUCAUCAGAUCAAAGUUUGUUAGCUGUAGCAGGCAAAUGGGGAGAAAUCCACUUGUUGUCAACAAAAACUAAAGAAAAAGUUGGUAUUUUAAAACAGAACGAUGAUGUCACAGCCCUCUCAUUUGGUUUUGAAAAUGAUUUACUUUAUGCCCACAGUACUUCUGGAGAAAUCACAAUAUUUGAUGUGAAUAUGAGAAAAGUAAAACAUAAAUUUAUUGAUGAAGGAUGUUUACAAGGUACAACAUUAGCUGUUUCACCUUCAAAUAGGUUUUUAGCUGCAGGAUCAGCUCAAGGAGUAGUCAAUCUAUAUGACACCCAUUGUAUAUAUCAAAAUGAAACCCCAAAACCGGAGAAAGCUGUAAUGAACUUGACAACAAAAAUUUCUUCACUGGCCUUUAACUCCACCUCUGAAAUUUUAGGGUAUGCAUCAGUUGACAUUCCUAAUUCUGUUAAGUUAUACCAUAUAGGCUCAUGUAAUACAUUCAAAAAUUUUCCAUCCUUUCAAACUAAAUUUGGAAACGUCAAUGUUCUCAAUUUUUCACCUAAUAGUGGUUAUUUCGCUCUGGGAAAUAACAAAUCUACUGUAUCACUCUGUAGGCUAAACCAUUAUAAAAAUUAUUAAA
Molecule: messenger RNA, 1500 nt
Organism: Coccinella septempunctata (seven-spotted ladybird)
Lineage: Eukaryota; Metazoa; Arthropoda; Insecta; Coleoptera; Coccinellidae
Gene: wcd
Product: U3 small nucleolar RNA-associated protein 18 homolog
Exons: 1
Coding region: 141-1499 (452 amino acids)
Biological process (GO): rRNA processing
Cellular component (GO): small-subunit processome; Pwp2p-containing subcomplex of 90S preribosome
Molecular function (GO): protein binding
Source: RefSeq, a predicted model, not a curated record